AUGGAACCAUAUAAUUUAACAAAUAACUUGGAAUUGCGUCUCCUUGGUCUGUCAGAGGACCCUGAACUGCAGCUCAUCUUAUUUGUACUGUUUCUGCUCAUAUACCUGCUCACUGUCCUUGGAAAUGUGCUCAUCAUCGUUGCCAUCAGCUCUGAUUCCCACCUCCACAGCCCCAUGUACUUCUUCCUCUAUCAUCUGUCAUUGUCUGACAUGGGCUUCAGCAGCACCACCAUUCCCAAAAUGCUGAGAAACAUGCAGAUCAAUAACAAAUCCAUAACUUAUGCAGCCUGCCUAACUCAGGUGACUUUCUUCUUCCUUUUUGGAUGUAUGGACAGCCUACUACUCACAGUGAUGCCCUAUGACAGAUGGGUAGCCAUUUGUCACCCUCUACACUACCAAGUCAUUCUAAAUCCUUGUCAGUGUAAAUGUUUGGUCAUAGUAUCAUUUUGUAUCAGUCUCAUGGAUUCACAGGUACACUGCUUGAUGGUGUCACAACUAAAAUUUUGCACUAACAUAGAAAUCCCACAUUUCUUCUGUGAUGUUCCAGAGCUUCUAAGACUUGCCUGCUCUGACUCCUCUACCAAUAACAUAGUCAUAUUUCUUGUCAGUAUCAUUGUUGGUUUCCUCCCUGCCUCAGGAAUCUUUUACUCCUACUAUAAAAUUAUUUCCUCCAUUAUUAGAGUUCCCUCAUUAUUAGGGAAGUAUAAAGCCUUCUCUACCUGUGGAUACCUGUCAAUUGUUUACUUAUUUUAUGGAACAGGUCUUGGUGUGUACCUUAGUUCAUCUAUUUCUAGUUCUCCCAAGGAUAGUGUGGUGGCUUCGGUAAUGUAUACUAUGGUUGUCCCCAUGAUGAACCCUUUCAUCUAUAGCCUAAGAAACAGGGAUAUAAAAAAAGCCCUCCAGAAAAGUGUUAGUCAAAUAACGUAUUACCUACCUAUAUAA
Messenger RNA from Rattus norvegicus (Norway rat), 942 nucleotides. RefSeq names its product olfactory receptor family 7 subfamily E member 169C (gene Or7e169c). Gene Ontology annotation, cellular component: membrane; plasma membrane. The coding region runs from base 1 to 942 and encodes 313 amino acids. Gene Ontology annotation, biological process: G protein-coupled receptor signaling pathway; detection of chemical stimulus involved in sensory perception of smell; signal transduction. NCBI's taxonomy places the organism in Eukaryota, Metazoa, Chordata, Mammalia, Rodentia, Muridae. The transcript has a single exon. Gene Ontology annotation, molecular function: olfactory receptor activity; G protein-coupled receptor activity. The record is from RefSeq and is marked reviewed.